Penicillium alfredii is the source of this 1119-nucleotide messenger RNA. Its product is annotated as class I SAM-dependent methyltransferase. Bases 1 to 1119 code for a protein of 372 amino acids. Gene Ontology annotation, molecular function: methyltransferase activity. Lineage: Eukaryota; Fungi; Ascomycota; Eurotiomycetes; Eurotiales; Aspergillaceae. The record is from RefSeq and is a predicted model, not a curated record. The transcript has 2 exons.
AUGGACGGCAAACCCAUCCAGCCAUCGGACGAGGGUGCUGACCCAUCUCAUGCCGACAUGGCGAGAACGGACAGCCCGGACCCCGAAGAGGACAGUGAUUCCGAUGGAGAGGCGUCAAUAAAAUCUACUAGGUCAUGCUCAUGGCAAAACCUCGGAGGCACCAUGGAAAAUGGCCGCCGAUACUGUGACGGCACGUACUUCAUGCCCAACGACGAACCCGAAUUGACUCGCCUCAACAUCGUGCAUCAGAUCUACCUGAUGAUGCUGGAUGGACGUCUGACUACCGCCCCGCUCACCAUGGAGGAACCGCGCAUCCUUGACGUCGGCACGGGCCCGGGUGACUGGGCCAUUGAGAUGAGCGCCGAGUAUCCGCGAGCCUCCGUCAUUGCCUCGGACAUCGGUGUGUUCGACUCGGGCCUGGGCCAUCUCUCCCUGCCCAAUGUGGACUUCCAGCUCGCCGACGCCCAGUCCGAAUGGACCUACCACGAACCCUUUGAUUUAGUGCAUAUGCGUGGCCUCUCGGGUGCCUUCCAGGACUGGCACGCCAUCUACCGCCAGGCCUUCACCCACCUCAAACCUGGCGGUUACCUCGAAGUCGCCGACGCCGACCCGGCCGGCGACACCAUGACCAACCCGGACGCCGACGAGUCCUACAUCCGCAUCUUCGCCGCUGCCAUGCGCUCCGCCGCCGAGUCCGCCGGCUACCCGCGCGAUCUGCUUCAUCUGCAAACGAGCGCCCUCUCUGCUGCGGGCUUCGUCGAUGUCCGCGUGCUGGAACGUUUUAUCCCCAUCGGUCUGUGGCCCGAUGACCUGCACGAGAAGAGCCUGGGAAAGAUGGCCCUCAUUGCCGCCCUCGAGGGGCUGGAAGCAUUUGCGCUACGUCCACUCACUCGCUCCGGCUGCUGGUCCCUCGACGCAGCCCGCGAUCUAUGCGAGAAGGUCAAGGGUGAGUUCCUGACCGCAGAUCGCAUAACGGCCCGUGUGCGUGUCGUGACGGGCCGCAAACCCGUCUCGUAUUCCCAGCGUCGGGAAGAGGUUCUGGCCCGCGCCAUGCGGAAGGUCAGGAUGUAUGACGGACCUGCCGAGUCCGAAUCCGAACCUAAGUCUAACUCUGACUAG